AUUUUUUAAAUUUCAUGAAAAAACAUAAACAGUAACUAUGUAUUAAGACGGAGGGACUAAUAUUUUGUUUGUUGCAUAAUUCAUAAUCGAAUAUGACUACGGAAACAUACAGGUUGGGGGAACUAUUUUAAAAUAUAAAAAAAAAAAAAAAAAAUUGACAAGAUUGUGAUUUGGACGACAUCUUCAAUCAUCCACAAAGUGCCCCAGAAACAGAAGAAUAUUCAAUGUAGGUCGAAUUUAAUUUGAUUAUCACAAAAAAAAAAAAAAAAAAAAAAAAAAAUUGAAUCUCAGAUUUUCAAGAAAUACACCAUAACAGAUCAACAAACAGAAAGGGUGGAAAAUCAGAGGUGAAAGAGGAUGCCAAGCGUAGCGGUGAAGUUAUACAGCGUUUUCUUCAAAUUCUUGUUGAAACACCGCCUUCAGAAUCGUUUCCAGAAUACGGCGGAUGAUUCGGUAAAUGGAAGAUUAAACAAAGAUUUUGGCGUCACAACUCGGCCUGAUGAAUCGGUUGUAGCAGCAAAUCCAGUAUUUACCGACGGUGUUGCGACCAAGGAUAUACAUAUUGAUCCUUCUACCUCUCUUUCCGUCCGAAUAUUCCUUCCUGAGACGGCUCUUUCGUCGGAACCCAGGUCGAAAACUAGGGUUUUUAAUAGAAGGGUUGAUGCGAUUGUGGAAGAUUCUGGAUCAAAUUUACAUCGGAGGAAUAGUUUUGGACCGUCUUCUGUUGAUCUGGGUAAUGGGGAUCAUUCGUUGAGGAGGAGUAGUUAUGGUAAUGUGGGUGGUGGAAAUGGGGGAUAUAGAGGUUAUUUGCCGUCGAUUGAGCAUAGUAAGGGUGAUAAGUUGAGGAAAUUACCGGUGAUGUUGCAGUUUCAUGGGGGUGGUUUUGUUAGUGGGAGUAGUGAUUCUGUUGCUAAUGAUUUCUUCUGUCGCCGGAUUGCGAAGUAUUGUGAUGUUAUUGUGUUGGCUGUUGGGUAUAGGUUAGCGCCGGAGAAUCGCUACCCGGCUGCUUUUGAGGAUGGUUGGAAGGUGUUGAAUUGGCUUGCUAAAACGGCAAAUUUGGCAGAGUGUAGCAAAUCAUUGAUCAGUAGAGGUGGGGGUGUCGUUGGCGGUGGAGGCACUGGUGGCAGCGGUGCUGCUGGUGGCGAUACCAAGAAAUCUGAUGUUCUUCGGCAAACUGUUGCAGAUACUUUUGGUGCAUCAAUGGUGGAGCCUUGGUUGGCUGCACACGCGGACCCUUCCAGAUGUGUUCUACUUGGUGUUAGUUGUGGGGCAAACAUUUCGGACUAUGUGGCUAGGAAAGCUGUUGAAUCUGGGAAGCUGCUCGACCCUGUUAAGGUUGUAGCACAGGUGUUAAUGUACCCAUUCUUUAUCGGCAGCGUCCCUACACAUUCAGAGAUAAAGUUGGCCAAUUCAUACUUCUAUGAUAAGCCUAUGUGUGUGCUCGCAUGGAAGCUCUUCCUGCCAGAAAAUGAGUUCAGCUUAGACCACCCUGCCGCGAAUCCUUUGAUUCCAAAUAGAGGACCUCCAUUAAAACUUAUGCCUCCGACACUGACUGUAGUGGCAGAACAUGAUUGGAUGAGAGACCGGGCCAUUGCCUACUCAGAGGAGUUGCGAAGAGUUAAUGUGGAUGCCCCGGUUCUGGAAUACAAAGAUGCAGUCCAUGAAUUUGCAACCCUUGACAUGCUUCUGAAGACCCCUCAAGCCCAGGCUUGUGCUGAAGAUAUUGCCAUCUGGGUUAAGAAGUACAUCUCAAUUCGUGGUCAUGAAUUCUCUUAUUGAGUACCAAAUUCAUAUGGACUUUUUAAGAUUGCUGUCCAUAGCUCUGUGCUUGUGCUCUCCUCGUACUCGUCCUUUUCCUUGUCCUUGUCCUUCGACGUCAAAUCAUAGAGUUGAAGCUGCUGUAUCAGUCAGAAUUGGCAUCAAAGGGAAAUUUUCUCUCUUACCAUAGAGUCAAUACUAGUCUAUAUGGUGUGGUAUUUUUUUAAUUUUAUUUCAUUUGUUUUUGGCUGUAAUAUAGGGCUUUGCGGUGUAGAAUUUAGCUACUUGUAAUUUGCACUUACCAACUGACGGUCACCAAUUGGUGACGGUUUUGUGAAAAAAUUCUCCUGCAUUAUGCUGUAAUCAUGUACGGAUAUGAAAUGAAAUCGUUACCUAUGCUUCUUGAUAUUGAAAUGAUAUUCUUUUGAUGAC
Chenopodium quinoa (quinoa) is the source of this 2190-nucleotide messenger RNA. Its product is annotated as probable carboxylesterase 11. The coding region runs from base 358 to 1779 and encodes 473 amino acids. Gene Ontology annotation, molecular function: hydrolase activity. Lineage: Eukaryota; Viridiplantae; Streptophyta; Magnoliopsida; Caryophyllales; Amaranthaceae. The record is from RefSeq and is a predicted model, not a curated record. The transcript is spliced from 2 exons.